This is a messenger RNA of Manihot esculenta (cassava), 813 nucleotides long. RefSeq names its product DNA-directed RNA polymerases II and V subunit 8A. Bases 128 to 568 code for a protein of 146 amino acids. Gene Ontology annotation, molecular function: DNA-directed RNA polymerase activity. Gene Ontology annotation, cellular component: RNA polymerase I complex; RNA polymerase III complex; RNA polymerase II, core complex. Gene Ontology annotation, biological process: DNA-templated transcription. The transcript is spliced from 5 exons. NCBI's taxonomy places the organism in Eukaryota, Viridiplantae, Streptophyta, Magnoliopsida, Malpighiales, Euphorbiaceae. The record is from RefSeq and is a predicted model, not a curated record.
CAAGGGCUGCAGACACUAUAUAUGCGGCUUGCGCCUAUCUAUUAUUCUCGUUCUCGCUUCUCCCUUUGUCUCAUCCUCUCUGCAACCUGUAGAGCGAGAGUCUCUGUUCACCUCCUGUGACGUACUCAUGUCGAACAUAGUUCUUUUUGAGGAUAUUUUUGUGGUUGAUAAACUAAAUCCAGAUGGUAAAAAGUUUGAUAAAGUUUCACGAAUUGAGGCACACAGCCAGAACUGUGACAUGUUCAUGCACUUAGAUGUGAACACGGAAAUAUAUCCAAUGGAUGUAGGCGAUAAAUUCACCAUGGCAUUGGCACACACUCUAAAUUUGGAUGGAACACCCGACACUGGCUAUUAUAUUCAGGGAGCAAGGAGAACCCUUGCAGACAAAUAUGAAUACAUAAUGCAUGGGAAGUUAUACAAGAUCUCAGAGGAAGGUUCAGGAAAAAAAAUUAAAGGGGAGAUAUAUGUUUCAUAUGGUGGGCUUCUAAUGAUGCUGAAAGGAGAUCCUUCUCAUGUCUCUCAUUUUGAGCUUGAUCAGAGGCUAUUUCUUCUUAUACGGAAGCUGUGAAGCCCUAAUCAUUCUAGUUUUUGGCUCUAAGGACAGAAGUUUUGCCCUUACAGAGAUUGUGUCACUUGUCUUCAGUGUCUUAUGCAGCUGACCUGGCAAGAGAAGUGAUGAUUGUCUUUUGCAGUGCAUCUGUUUUUAGAACUUGGUGACCUUUUAAAAAUUAUGGUGAAUACUAUCUUUAUGCGUCUUGACCUUAUAAAAGCACAUAUAACUUUGGCCUUAUAAUUUAAAAUUUUUGUUUGAAA